AUGGGUAACAGUUCAUCAAAAAAGAAUAAGGAUAAGGACCUUGAUAAAAGACCAAAGAAGAAUAAACAUUCCAAAUCAAAGAAUAAGAGUGAGAUAGAUCGUGAGAUUGACUUUCCUGUUCCUGCGUCUGUAACGCCACAUACAACAACGUUGACAGCAACUGGUGGCGGACCAUCUUCAACAUCCGGCGGUAGUAGUAGAGCACGAUCAGUUACAAACAAUAAUGCAACAACGGUAGAUACUACAACACAUAAGGAUACACCGGGGGACAAGACCAAAAGACUGGAGGAAUUCUUUGAGAAGUAUAGAGAACAAGGUACUGACUCGAUCGGACCAGAUGGAGUGGUGCAGUUAUGCUCCGAUCUAGGUGUAGAGCCAGAGGAUAUUGUAAUGUUGGUACUUGCAUGGCAUUUGAAAGCCAAAAGCAUGGGAUACUUCACCAAACAAGAGUUUGUAACAGGACUCUCUGAACUAGGGAUCGACUCAUUGGCUAAACUUCAAUCACAUCUACCAAGCUUGAGGAAGGACUUGGAUGAUGCCAAUAACUUUAAAGAGAUAUACAGGUUUGCAUUCCUGUUUUCCAAGGAGAGUGAGAACAAUAAGAUAUUGGAGUUGGCCAAUGCUUGUGAUAUGAUAUCACUGGUAUUAUGUCCAAAGUAUGAGCAGGCCACACAAUUGAUUGACUAUCUGACCAAUCAUCAAAAGAGUUAUAGAGGUAUAAACAUGGAUCAAUGGUUAUCAAUAUUCGAGUUUGUAAAGACAAUAGCACCUGAUGCAUCAAACUAUGAUGAGAAUGGAGCAUGGCCAGUAUUGUUGGAUGAAUAUGUCGACUGGGUCAAGACAAAGGCAGGCUCAUAG
This is a messenger RNA of Acytostelium subglobosum LB1, 858 nucleotides long. RefSeq lists its product as hypothetical. Gene Ontology annotation, molecular function: ubiquitin-like protein binding; ubiquitin conjugating enzyme binding; cullin family protein binding. NCBI's taxonomy places the organism in Eukaryota, Evosea, Eumycetozoa, Acytosteliales, Acytosteliaceae. The coding region runs from base 1 to 858 and encodes 285 amino acids. The transcript has 6 exons. Gene Ontology annotation, biological process: positive regulation of ubiquitin-protein transferase activity; protein neddylation. The record is from RefSeq and is a predicted model, not a curated record. Gene Ontology annotation, cellular component: ubiquitin ligase complex.